Oryza brachyantha (malo sina) is the source of this 1778-nucleotide messenger RNA. Its product is annotated as cyclin-B2-2. Gene Ontology annotation, cellular component: nucleus; cytoplasm; cyclin-dependent protein kinase holoenzyme complex. Gene Ontology annotation, molecular function: cyclin-dependent protein serine/threonine kinase regulator activity. The transcript is spliced from 12 exons. Bases 158 to 1435 code for a protein of 425 amino acids. Gene Ontology annotation, biological process: regulation of cyclin-dependent protein serine/threonine kinase activity; mitotic cell cycle phase transition. The record is from RefSeq and is a predicted model, not a curated record. NCBI's taxonomy places the organism in Eukaryota, Viridiplantae, Streptophyta, Magnoliopsida, Poales, Poaceae.
CCACCACCGGCGGCAGCAGCACCAGCUCGCUCCUCCUCCUCCUCCUCCUUGGGCAGCUGGUAGAACAGAGAGAGGAGCGAGAGUGACAGGGACGUGGCCAAUCUUCCUUCCUCUCUCGUCUCCGCCCCGAACGAACUAGAUCGAUAGAACGUCAGCGAUGGAGAACAUGAGAUCUGAAAACUACAACCAAGGUGUUUCAAUGGCGGGCGUCAAGCACGCGCCGGAGAUGGCAAACAACAACCGGAGGGCCCUGCGGGACAUCAAGAACAUCAUCGGGGCACCUCACCAGCACAUGGCUGUGAGCAAGAGGGGUUUGCAAGAUAAACCUGCUGCCGUGGAUCCCAAGAACCAAGCUGGAUUAGCUGGACACCGUCCUGUUACGAGGAAAUUUGCUGCAACACUGGCAAACCAACCUUCGAGUGCUCCUCUGGCACCCAUUGGAAGUGAGAGGCAAAAAAGAAAUGUAGAUGCCGCUUUUCAUGGUCCUGCAGAUAUGGAAUGCACCAAGGUCAUAUCUGAUGAUUUGCCAUUGCCAAUGAUGUCUGAGAUGGACGAAGUGAUGAGUUCUGAACUGAAAGAAAUUGAGAUGGAAGACAUUGAGGAGGCAGCACCUGAUAUUGACAGCUGUGAUGCAAAUAAUUCUCUUGCAGUAGUUGAAUAUGUUGAUGAAAUUUACAGCUUCUACAGGAGGAGCGAGGGGUUGAGCUGUGUCUCUCCUAGUUACAUGUUGAGCCAAACUGACAUAAAUGAGAAGAUGCGUGGCAUUCUCAUCGAUUGGCUGAUAGAGGUGCACUACAAGUUAGAGCUAUUGGAUGAGACCCUUUUCCUUACUGUGAAUAUCAUAGACCGAUUCUUGGCUCGUGAAAAUGUGGUGCGAAAGAAGCUUCAGUUGGUCGGUGUGACUGCCAUGUUGCUCGCCUGCAAGUACGAAGAAGUGAGCGUUCCUGUAGUGGAGGAUCUUAUCCUGAUCUGUGAUCGCGCCUACACAAGAGCAGAUAUUCUUGAAAUGGAGAGGAUGAUUGUGAACACCCUUCAGUUCGAUAUGUCAGUUCCAACUCCAUACUGUUUCAUGAGAAGGUUCCUUAAGGCUGCAGAAUCUGACAAGAAGCUCGAGCUCAUGUCAUUCUUCAUAAUUGAGCUGAGCCUUGUCGAGUAUGAGAUGCUCAAAUUCCGGCCGUCGAUGCUGGCGGCUGCUGCCAUCUACACUGCCCAGUGCACCAUCAAUGGGUUCAAGUCCUGGAACAAAUGCUGUGAGCUGCAUACAAAAUACUCUGAAGAACAGCUGAUGGAGUGCUCUAAGAUGAUGGUUGAACUCCACCAAAAAGCAGGCCAUGGGAAGCUUACUGGGGUUCAUAGGAAGUACAGCACAUUUAGGUAUGGCUGCGCUGCAAAAUUGGAGCCAGCCGUCUUCUUGCUGAAGAGCGUGGCACUGUAAAACUGAUUGGCUAGUUAUACACACUCUGACUACUUCCAUGGAGAGAAAGGGAAUGAGAGGUGUAUAUAUAGAGGCCUGCUUUGAUGAAAUUACAGAGAUGAGAUCUGCAUAUAUGCAACAUCUGUUGCAAGGUUAUUUGAUGGGUCGGGUUGGCGCAAUGUGUGCCUUUACUUUCAAUAACUUUAACAUCAAUGAUACAUUGAUCUGCGUUUGGGUGUUUUAGGUUGAUUCCAAUUGAAUCUGUUGGAACUUGAUUUUAUGUUGUAUCUAAGAGAAUUCUUCAUUUAUUCUGUGGUACCUGCAAUUUGACAAUAAACAUCAAUUGAAUUUCCUGUUCAAUCAU